CAAUAACACAAGAAAGUUACAUGCAUCACGUAAUGAGUUGUUUGCUGUGACAUCUAGUGACGCAGAAACAUUCAGUGAAGUAUGUUAUUUAUUCUUUUUAUUUUAGGCGGCAUUGAAAAUGAAGAAGUCGAUCUACCAUCAGUACAUCAGGCUGCAGCACAAGGUGCAAUACCUGCACUUAUAGAGGCAAUAUGGCAAGAUCCAAGUAUGUUAGAACUUCAAAACGAAGAAGGUAGCUUAUCUCCACUAGGAACUGCCACUCAAGCUCAACAAUUAAUUGCUAUAAAACAACUAGUAAAGAUGGGAGCUAAUAUAAAUGCACAAGAUAAAUUUGGUAGAACAUCUUUAUCUAUCGCUGCCUAUCAAGGGUGGCAUGAAGGUGUGGUAUAUUUGUUAAGACAUGGAGCUAAACAUCAGAUAGUAGAUAAAUCAGGGAGAACUCCUCUUCAUGCUUCAACAUAUGAUAAAAGCACAAGCACGAUGACAGUGUUGCUACAAACGUUAACUCAAGAAGAGGUCAAUAAACCCGAUACCGAGUUGAUGACCGCCUUGCACUGGGCAGCUUUUCACAAUCGUCCACAACAUAUGGAAUUACUGGUGCAGAAAGGUGCCGAUAUAUUCGCUCAAGAUAUAGAUGGUAAAACACCUUUACACUGGGCUUCUCAGGUACCAUUAUACUACAUGUGA
Molecule: messenger RNA, 687 nt
Organism: Patella vulgata (common limpet)
Lineage: Eukaryota; Metazoa; Mollusca; Gastropoda; Patellidae
Product: ankyrin repeat domain-containing protein 55-like
Exons: 5
Coding region: 82-687 (201 amino acids)
Molecular function (GO): protein binding
Source: RefSeq, a predicted model, not a curated record